CAUGAAAUUAAGCAAAAUAAACGGCUAAUCAUAAAAAAACAAUGACAGUGUUGAGAUGACAAACUCACAUAGCGCUGUGCUGUCCAAUCUGUAACCCCGCCCUGAGGCUAAGCCCCGCCCAUCAUCCCGUGCGUGCGCGCAUCUCAGCUGAAUGUUCAGGAAUCAGUCGCUGAAACACGGGCUUGGGUAGACGUGUUACCUUGUAACUUAGAAAUUAUGUAGUGAUGUUUGAUAAAAGUUAGACUGAGGAAAAAACUGUGUUGAAAAACGUUUCCCAAGAAAAGCCAUUUUUUUGUUUUCGGUUUCAAAAGUGAAAGUUAAAGACCAAUAUUUUUGAAUACCGCCAACAAACAACCAAAAUUAGUAUAAAUAUUUAUCAAAGUUAAUUAUUAAAAUAACAAUCAACCAUCACAAAAAAAAUGGACUACCUAAAAGCCAACUUUCCUGCGCAAACAGAAGACGGAAUAAAGUACCAAGAAAACGUGGAACAGUCACAUUUCCAACCUCUUAUAGAACAGGAGGGUUCUCAAGAGUUCUUCCACCCAGGGUACCUGCCCUUCUUCUAUGACUACAGGGCUGUGGACCGAGGGUUGUGUGACGUGAGAGAAGCUUGUGACUGGGAGUGGGGCGAGUGGGAGAACCAUGUGGUGGUGAAGGAGGAAGGUGAGGAGGCGCGAGGGUUUGGGGAUGAAGAUACCCGUUCUCCCGGCGGCAGUCGCAAGGAGAGGACAGCGUUCACGAAGGCGCAGAUCAAAAGCUUGGAGGCGGAGUUCACGCGAGCUAACUACCUGACGCGCCUGCGCCGGUAUGAGAUCGCCGUCGCCUUGCAUCUUACUGAACGACAGGUGAAGGUAUGGUUCCAGAACAGAAGAAUGAAAUGGAAGAGGACAAAAGGCGCGUCCAAGCAUUCCAAGAAAAAGGAUACCACUAAUUUGAACUAAUAUGUCAAGUUAUAUUCUAAAAUAGCUUUUUCCGCGGUUUCACCCGCUCCUCGUGAAAACUUCCCUUAAAAUUUAGCUUAUUUCACCCGGGCAUAGUGUAACCUAGUGAAGUGCAUCACUUACUUGUACGUUAGCUUUUAGGUAAUAAAUAUGUGAUAGUUAAGAACAUAAGGAAAACACAAAAUUUCAGGAGAUAAGAUAUGUUUAUUAGACAAUUCAUACCUCCGACACGAGGCGAGCGCGUGCCGAACAAAUAAUAACUAAACAUAAUAAUAAUAUUGUGAACUAACGCACUAUCUUUGGAAGGAACAAAACAUCUGGGCUAUGGGCAGCUACAAUUUGUUCAAACUUAAGAAUGGGUUAAAUUAUAAUGAUUAACAACAGCAGGGGAACUUCCAAAUCACUAAAAUACUAGCUGUAUUUAUAUAAUAACAUUGAUUGCAGCCAGGCGCCGUAGACGACUUCGUGGAAGAUAGCUACAUACAGUUUCCAACCUCAGUGCUCCGAGCGUUAGGUCUUUUGUAUCCAAUCGUUGGCAGUAUUCAUGAAAUGUUACAGAUAUUUACUAAAGCGGAUAGGAAAAGCUAAAUAAUUUACGCUAAAUGAAAGAUCAAGCUUAAACAAAGAUUAAAACUACAUAAUUGAUUCUUAAUUAAAACUAUAGUAUACAAUUGAAAUUAAAAGUCGAAAGACAACUUGGAAGACUAACAAAAAGUUUAUUUUACAGAAAUAAUCUUACAAAGAGAUUCAUACAAAUCAAUUUAAUCAAGCAAUACUACAUAAUCACAGUUAAGAAAAAUAAAUUUCGUUAAAAAAACAUUCAGAAACUGUAUGUAACUCAAGUGAGCAUAAAUCGUGACCGACGUCGCCUUAACUCGCGUUAAAUUUUCCGUGAACUACGUUUAACAUUGGACCUAGCUAUAUCGUUGGACCAAAAUAAAAUAGCUAAUUUUCAACAAUAUAGAUAUAUAAUUAUCAUGUUUUAACAUACGCCGCUGCGUGUGUCAGUGCGCUGAGGGGUUCUACAGCCUGUAACAAUAUUGUAAUCAAAAUAAAUAAACGAUUUAAAA
This is a messenger RNA of Helicoverpa armigera (cotton bollworm), 2011 nucleotides long. Its product is annotated as homeobox protein MOX-1. The transcript has 3 exons. Gene Ontology annotation, biological process: positive regulation of transcription by RNA polymerase II. Gene Ontology annotation, cellular component: nucleus. Bases 420 to 941 code for a protein of 173 amino acids. Lineage: Eukaryota; Metazoa; Arthropoda; Insecta; Lepidoptera; Noctuidae. The record is from RefSeq and is a predicted model, not a curated record. Gene Ontology annotation, molecular function: DNA-binding transcription factor activity, RNA polymerase II-specific; RNA polymerase II cis-regulatory region sequence-specific DNA binding.